Pan troglodytes (chimpanzee) is the source of this 5912-nucleotide messenger RNA. Lineage: Eukaryota; Metazoa; Chordata; Mammalia; Primates; Hominidae. The record is from RefSeq and is a predicted model, not a curated record.
CUCCCCGAGGUGCCGGUGGCCCCGCCGCCACUCCCUCCGGCUCCCUCCCUCCCGCCGCGGCGCGCAUCUCAUUCCAGCCCUCAUUCCGCGCAUUCCAGCGUCCUCCUCGCACACUCGAGGCCAGGGGGCGGGAGGGCCGCAGCUCCGGCGCCGCCGCGUCCCGCCAGAGCGAUCGCCGCGGCCGGAAGAGUUGGCGCUCGGGGCGGACUCCUUGGAACUGGCUUAGCGCACCCAUCCCACCUUCCCGCACCCUGGGACCGGUCCAACGAGCGCUCCUCCAAGCGGAGCCUUGGAGGGCACGGCCGGCACCAUUACCUCCAACGAGUGGAGCUCUCCCACCUCCCCUGAGGGGAGCACCGUCUCUGGGGGCAGUCAGGCACUGGACAAGCCCAUCGACAAUGACGCAGAGGGCGUGUGGAGCCCGGACAUUGAGCAGAGUUUCCAGGAGGCCCUCGCCAUCUACCCGCCCUGUGGCAGGCGCAAAAUCAUCCUGUCGGACGAGGGCAAGAUGUAUGGUCGGAACGAGCUGAUUGCCCGCUACAUCAAGCUCCGGACAGGGAAGACCCGCACCAGGAAGCAGGUCUCCAGCCACAUCCAGGUGCUGGCUCGUCGCAAAGCUCGCGAGAUCCAGGCCAAGCUAAAGGACCAGGCAGCUAAGGACAAGGCCCUGCAGAGCAUGGCUGCCAUGUCGUCUGCACAGAUCAUCUCCGCCACGGCCUUCCACAGUAGCAUGGCCCUCGCCCGGGGCCCCGGCCGCCCAGCAGUCUCAGGGUUUUGGCAAGGAGCUUUGCCAGGCCAAGCCGGAACGUCCCAUGAUGUGAAGCCUUUCUCUCAGCAAACCUAUGCUGUCCAGCCUCCGCUGCCUCUGCCAGGGUUUGAGUCUCCUGCAGGGCCUGCCCCAUCGCCCUCUGCGCCCCCGGCACCCCCAUGGCAGGGCCGCAGCGUGGCCAGCUCCAAGCUCUGGAUGUUGGAGUUCUCUGCCUUCCUGGAGCAGCAGCAGGACCCGGACACGUACAACAAGCACCUGUUCGUGCACAUUGGCCAGUCCAGCCCAAGCUACAGCGACCCCUACCUCGAAGCCGUGGACAUCCGCCAAAUCUAUGACAAAUUCCCGGAGAAAAAGGGUGGACUCAAGGAUCUCUUCGAACGGGGACCCUCCAAUGCCUUUUUUCUUGUGAAGUUCUGGGCAGACCUCAACACCAACAUCGAGGAUGAAGGCAGCUCCUUCUAUGGGGUCUCCAGCCAGUACGAGAGCCCCGAGAACAUGAUCAUCACCUGCUCCACGAAGGUCUGUUCUUUCGGCAAGCAGGUGGUGGAGAAAGUUGAGACAGAGUAUGCUCGCUAUGAGAAUGGACACUACUCUUACCGCAUCCACCGGUCCCCGCUCUGUGAGUACAUGAUCAACUUCAUCCACAAGCUCAAGCACCUCCCUGAGAAGUACAUGAUGAACAGCGUGCUGGAGAACUUCACCAUCCUGCAGGUGGUCACCAACAGAGACACACAGGAGACCUUGCUGUGCAUUGCCUAUGUCUUUGAGGUGUCAGCCAGUGAGCACGGGGCUCAGCACCAUAUCUACAGGCUGGUGAAAGAAUGAGAGACUCGGGGAGCAGGGAGGGGGGAAGAGACGUGUGUGCAGGAAACGGGGACGUGGGGAGGGGACCUGCAGGGGCAGCCCCCUGAAGUGCCAAGAGAGCUGAGAGGAGCAGUUGUGACUCUACCCAGGAACAAACUGUGCCUGAACCUGAGGUGCCCAACCCCAAAUAAACCCAAGAUGCUGUGUAUUUUCAGAGGACCUGGUCUGGCUGUGUGAGCCUCGGGAGGGACUGGGGGAGCAAGGGGGCCAUCUGGGAGGCAGGCCGGAAGCAGUGCUCAGAGACGUACCCCGGGCAGUUCUGAAGCCAGCGUCCCAGUGGACUCAGCCGGGAACAUCGCUGGACCCUGGAACUGAAGAUGUGACGGUCCCUGUGCUACUUCUCAAGCCCCUGCACUGUGGUGCUGGCCACGCUGUGAGGCCCGAUGAAUGCAUGGGCCACGCACCCACAGCCACGUGCGCCCCUGCUGCACUCCCAGGACGGUUCACACAGAGAGGCCCCCUCCCCUGGGGGGUGGGUUUUAGGUGUGGCGGUGACAGUUGUUGGACGGGGACACUGUUAGAAUUCUCUGGAUAGUUUCCGUCCAUCUCAGUGGAUGUGGAUUCCGUGACCAUCUUCCGUGACCAUCUUCCGUGACCACGUUGGGGGCACUGGUUUCAAAUCAAAGGACCCUGAGGCGGGGAGGGCAGGAGGCGGCAGGGCUGAGGCCGGCCUGAGGAGUCUCGGCGGGAGGUUGGGUGCACCAGUGUCCUCUUGGCUGUGGCCAGGAGGUUGAUGAGAGGUCUCUGGUGCUCCGCUGGUCCCUGAGAGCCAUUGGUGCUUGUGAGGCUUGUUCAAACUCUGUCCCAGCCAGGGUGCCUGUUAGGUGGAGGCCUCCUCAGAGCCAGCCUGCACCAUCUAACUUCUUCCCUGAGGGGUAGUUUCUGUGCUCCCAGGGGUGGAGGAGGGGAGUGGACCCCACCCUGAGCCUAGACUUAGAUAUGCAGCUGAAGGGGUUCCUGGGUUUCUUUCUCCUGAGAACUGGCAUGGGCUCUGAGUUUUGCCAGUCCUGGCUUCGGUCCUAGUAUUCUAAGCUGCCUGACCUUGGGCAUUUGUCAACCUGUCUGAACCUUAGUACCCUUUCCUCUCUGUAGAGUGGAAGAGAUGGAGUCUGUGAAGCGCCUGGUGCAAGCUGUACUAAUACAUCUAACAAUGAGCUCCUCCCUCCCUCCCUUCCUGCCUCCCUCCCUGCCUCCCUCCCUCCCUGCCUCCCUGCCUCCCUGCCUCCCUCCCUCCCUCCCUCCCUCCCAUGGGGAGGCCAGAAUCUGGCUGCUUGCUGCCACCUAGUGGCUCUUUGGGGUCAUCUUCCCUCAUAGGAACCACAGAUCCAGUAGCCUAGAGCAGAAAGGGAAGGAAGAUUCAACCUAGGGGUGUUUAUGUUUAUCGUGUGUCCGGCACUCGGGGAGAUAGUGCAUGGGACUACAUAAGUAAGACAGCAUCGAAGAGGUGUCUUGGAGUGUGGUUAGGAGCGAGGGCUCUGGAGUCAGACAAGCUACAGACUAGCUGAGUCACCUUGGGGCAAGUUAUUUCAUUUCACUGUGCCUCAGUUUCCCCAUCUGUAAAAUUUGUAUAACGAUAACCUACCUCGCGUAUCUACAGUGCCUAGCAUAGUGCCCCACAUAAAUGUGUUCACUAAAUGUACGUCGUUAUUAAUCAUAGGAGCUUGCAGUCUCACUAGGGCCGACUGGAAAACUAUUAAGUGAUCCUCAAAGCCACUGGCGCUCAGAGACUAGAGAGAUCAAGGUGCAGAAGACUCAGGGAAGGGUAGUCUUGAGGGCAGCUGCCCUUAAAGGGUGGGCAGCAUUUAGUGAAGCAGAUGGAGGGAAGUUGACCAGCAUCCCAGAUGUGGGGAAGAGGCCAGCAGCCUUGUCUCCUCCACGGCCCAGCCCCCACUGUCUUACCAAAGAACAGCUUUAACCAAACCCCUCUGGGCAUCAGGACCACCGCUACACCUCUUGCCAGGCUGCAGAGCUAUGCAGUCUGGAGGCCCAGCUCUCGUCAGAAGCUGGGGCAUGGGCUCUAGGGGAACCUGGGGUCGGAUGAGCCCCUGAGCAGGUGGCAGGUGCCUACAUGUCCCAGUGUGGGUUCGUGUUUGUGUAAGGCUCUCCUGCCCCCACCCCCAGGCACCAGCACAGCCUUUGCCUUCACUCUCUCCCCUCCCCUGUCCCUGGGGGAUUGAAUAAGGGAAGCUGGGGUUGGCCGUCCUUCUAGCUUGAUUGGCAGCACCAGCGCUGUGACGGAAGGAUGUGUCGUGCCAGCAGCCUCUUGGCCGCAGGACAAAUGCACAUUUAAAGAGAUAACCUUUUUGUGUCCUGGCUGGGAAAGAGGUCAGUGCAGAUGUUUUUGGGUCCAGGUGUUGGCUGUGAGUUUUCCUUUCCUCUAUGAACUGACCUCAGCAGCCUAGUGGACAGUCACCUCCUUACAGGUGUAAAAUCCAAGCCAGUCAACCAUAGCAGGUGGCAGACUUAGCUGCCUUCCCUGUGGUGUGGUGCAGACCAUGACCCUUGAGGCAAAUGGGUGAGCUGGCCCCACCUCGCCUGCAGCCUCCUCUGAGGCUCCCCUGCUGCCUCCCCACUAGCCUCCCUGAAUCGCCUACUUCCCAGCACCCCCAGCCCGUAGUUCUCAUCCCGUCUUCCAUCUGCGAUCUGGCGCUCAUUCUUCCAGAGCCAAAGAGGAAUCCCCUCUUCUCAUGCAGAAGACAGUCAUGCCUGCCCUUGUGUGUCAAAAGCAUUGCAUUUAUGCCCUGUUAGAACCCCUGUCACAAGCAUGGUGCCUGAACACAGGUGCCUCUGUGGUCUCUUCUCAUCCUCACCCAAUGGGUACUAUGCUAGCCCCAUUUUACAGAUGAGGCAAACGUGGCACGGAGAGCUCCACUAACUUGCCUGGAUGAUUCAUGCAUCCAUCCAUUCACUUAGCAAAUACUUAUUUAACUUCUGCUUUGUGCUAGGCAGUGGGGAUGUGGCAGUGGGAAUGUGGCAGUGAGGAAGACGACAGACAGGCUCCUUGGGAAGCAGAGUAAGCAAGUGAGACAGGCGGGCGUUUUGAGGCUGCGCAGGCGCUGAGAUGAGUUGCUGGGGGAGGCCUCUCUGAGGCGGUGGGGCUUGAGUUGAUUCUGAAGGACAAGAAGAGCCAGCCCUGGGGGGGCUGGGGGAAUGGUAUUCCAAGUGGAGGGAACAGCAGGUGCUGGGGGCAGGGAGGUGACAGAUGUGUCCCAGGUACAGAGAACAGAGUGAACAGGAGAGAGGAGGGGGCCAGGGCAUUCCAGGUGGGGAAAGGCAGCAGGUGGCCCAGUGGUACCCCCUCUUUUGGCGAGGGCUUUGGACCUUACCCGGUGUGAUGGGAAGUCCUGGAAGUGUGUUAAGCAGGGGAGUCUUUUUGAUCAGAUUUUCUAGAAAACGACAGUGGGCUGCUGUGGACCUCAGAGAGGCAUGUGUGAUAAUGUGUUUCGGGCUCUUCCCACGAAACUCGGCUCGGCUCAUUUCCUGGUUCUGUUUGAUGAGUGAGCGAAUGCACAUGGCAGGCGGUCAUGUCCCUUGGGCCUGUGAGGUGAGGAAGGGUCCCUGAGCCCUGUGGGGAUAGAGACUCUUCCACCAUUCUGACAUGAUCCGAGUUAGCAGGCAGCACUGUCCAGAUGGAAAUGGGGAUGGGAGACAGACCAUCUCUCUCAGCGGGUCCAGCCAUGAGCCAGCAGACUGUUUCCCGUUGGCCCCCAUCUUUCAGAGUGGGAUGAUCUUUCUAACAAAGAAAGCCACACAGGAGUUUGGUGCGUGUGUGUGUGCGUGUGUGUGUGUGUGCACAUUACCUUUCAGGAUGGAAGCCGGUGGGGUGUGGAGCGAGGGGCUGGCAUGGUUGGCCUCGCCCAGCUCCUGUACCCUGUGUGUGCCUAGAGCAUGCACCUGCUCCCUCUGCUGGGCUGAGACUCAGAGGACACUGGGCAGGUGGUGGGGGGUAGGAGGGUCGUGGCUGUGUUGGGUGGGGCCACAUCAGGUGUGUGGCACAGAGGGGGAGGGGGAGGUGGAGUGGCAGUGUGUUCCACCCAGCAGUCCCUGUGUUUGACCUCUUCGUACACUCUCUGUUGUAUUAGCUCUCAGAAUGAAAACGAGAUACUUUUCCCCAAUCUAUGUACGUUGUUCUUAAGAAUGUACACUUGGCCAGGUGCAGUGGCUCACGCCUGUAAUCCCAGCACUUUGGGAGGCCAACGUGGGUGGAUCACCUGAGGUCAGGAGUUCAAGACCAGCCUGGCCACAUGGCGAAACCCCAUCUCUACUAAAAAUACAAAAA